AUGGCGAUGAUGCGGACCAGGACCAAAAGCCGAGGUAUGUGCCUCUGCCUUCUCGGGAUUGCAUUGGCGCUGCUCGUGCAGCCGAGCACGGACUUUGCUCGAGGAGUUCCUGGGCUGAAGGAGCAUGCAAAACGGCACCCGUUGCAUGCCGGAGUCGCUCGGCGCGCCGGGGCUGCGCAAGAGGACAACAGUGGCCAGGACCGGCUCGAUCUCGAGGAGGUGGUCGCAGAAGCCAAACGGGUUGUGGACAACGGCACGCUGAAAGACAUGCAAGUGGUCAUGCGAAAAGUGCAGCUGACAGAUCCAGGGAAGUGGAAUGAUUUGGCGACUAAGCCUGAGUUAAAGCAGCAGCUAAAGAAGUUUGUGGCAGAGGCAGCCCUAAAGGCCUUGGAAGAGGACCUGCUCGUCGCGCCAGGAGCAAGCGAGCGCCCAGCGGCAGGUUGA
This is a messenger RNA of Effrenium voratum, 444 nucleotides long. NCBI's taxonomy places the organism in Eukaryota, Dinophyceae, Suessiales, Symbiodiniaceae. The record is from the annotation of a GenBank genome assembly.